ACUUCAAGAUAGUUCAAUCAGGUUAUGUGUAACGGUGCUGAAGAAACCGCGUCUUUUUUUCGCUUUUUUCGUGUAAAAUUUUCAUAUUUUCCAAGAGAUUUUCCACUGCAGCUAAACCGAUCUCAAGGAUAAGAAAACAGCCCUCUCGGAUAUGGCUGCGAAUUUUCCAGACAGUUCCCGCCCAAAGUCUGGGGAGCAGGGUAAUUCUUCAAGAUCAGUGAGGGGAUAUCCGGAAAUCCCGGAGUGGUUCAUUAGAUCAAAUAUCUUUCAAGUUAUUCAGUGGUACUUGAAGGGCCAAGGGAGCGUCGCAAUUGACCAAAAGAAGAUCGAGUGCUAUCUGCUAUACUUCUACAACGUCUACACGGAGUAUCCAGUCUCCCGACGUAGUCCAAUUCUCAAGCUCGAUCAAUUGGUCUUUGAACCACCCCUGGGCACACUGAUGGACCAGCAAAUCUGUGCCAGGAACAACAUCAAAGUUUGUUACGUGUCAAUGCACAAGAAUAAUUUGAUUUUUGAAUGUGAACAGUUACUCUACAAUAUGUUGAUUGAGAAGGAGAAUGGAAUCCGUCGAGGAGUUGACUUCCCAUCGUAUGAUUCGUUCAUUGAGAAAGUCCUUUAUAUGUCCAGAAGGGAGAUUCCGAGAUUUAUGGAGCUUCUCGAGAAGCAGGACAAGGAGAGAGCUGACAGAGCGAUGGAACGAAGUAAAGAAGACAAGGAGGACGAAGAAAUUAUGGAAGAGCUUGGAGACUCGCUGAUAGCUCAUAGAAGCUCUCCUGCAUCCCAGUCAUGGAGUGAUUCCAUAGAAUCAGGCCCACCUGCCAGACUUCGAGAUAGAUCAUCGGAGAGUGAUUUCUCAUCACAAGAACGAGCGGAACAAGCUGGGAAUUCUUCUUCUUCACUUGAACAGGAAGCGUUUCAUCUGGAGGUUGGAGCUUCAGCCACCGAUGCUUCUUCAAGCAUGGGAAUCAAUAAUGGAACACGUCCUAUGACGGAAGUGAUUGAAAUUGAUUCCGAAACUUCCGAAGAUGGCAAUUUGAUCAACAUCAGCUGAAGUUGAUGAGGAAGUUCCUGGGAAGUGAAGAUAAUGCACUGAAGGAGUUGUUGAACAUCUGCUCGAGGGAUCCUCCCAAAAUUUUUCAAUUAUUUAACUAAAUUAAAUAUAUGGAAAUUAAGCACCAAAAGAAUUUGGUGUGUUAUAAUUUUUUUUUAAAUAAAAAGAACCUGAAGUUAAAAAAAAA
Molecule: messenger RNA, 1238 nt
Organism: Lutzomyia longipalpis
Lineage: Eukaryota; Metazoa; Arthropoda; Insecta; Diptera; Psychodidae
Exons: 4
Coding region: 152-1051 (299 amino acids)
Source: RefSeq, a predicted model, not a curated record